AUGUUCUUGACUGGUCAGUUGUAUCCAAGGCCCUGGGAAGAACCUAACAAACCAAGAGAAUAAGCUAAAGUACAUUUUUCUUACUUAAAUAUUCUAUCUAGGAUAAACAUUUUUACAAUAAUAAGGAUAACUUAUGGAACAAUCCACAUAGAACUAGCAAGAAGGUUUCCAAAGACUCAUUAUUCAGAUUAAGAAAUAUUUAACCUGUAAAAGAAAGAUUAAUCCUAUCAGCAGCAUCAGGAUCAGCAAGAAUAAAGAUUACUUUCGAGAGAAAGAUUAAAUAACAGAAAGACCGAGAGAGAAAUUCUUCAAUUCAAAGCAAAUCAACACUUAGAAGUGGAAGAUAUAGAAACUAUCGGGGAAAUUGCAACCAAUGAGCCCGUUUUAUUUGAGGAGAUGUCCUAAAAGAGAGCAAAGUCUUUUAAGGAUCCUGAAAAAAUGAAACAACCAAAUAUGUAACUAUGGAAUGCUAUAAAUCAACUUCCAACUAAAUAAAUUAACAAAGUCUUAAGACCUAAAGUUCUUGAAAUGGAUAAAAAUGCUUGCGAUCUUAUUUUUUAAAAGAUUGAGCAAGAUAAGAUGAUCGAAAAUGCAUAGAAAUAAUGGUUCGCCUAAAAUAGAGAUAAUAUUCGUUAAAAGUUUAUUGAUUAGCAUGAGAAAAAUAUUUCUCUAGAGAAAAAGGCUGGUAUAAAAAAAGAGUACCAAGGCGUGACAGGUUUAAAGCUCAAUUAAUAGAGUGGAUUAUCAAUUGCUAACAGACCAUACUCAGCCUAUAAUGCUAACUCAUCAGUUCAAUCUAGUAAAAAGGGACUCACAAAAGUUUCCAAUAUACUCAUAAAUAACCACAAGUUGCAUUAAAAUGAAGGCUAGGUUACUUUUAGAUAACAAGAAAAUUCUAAUAAGGAGCUUAUUCGUGAUUCCCCAUUAAAGAUACAAGCAUAAGAUAAUGAUCGUAGGAUUCCUACAAUUCAUGAAUAAGGAUAGCAUGAUUAAUAGCUAAACAAUAAGUAAUCUGAAUUUAGAAUAAGUACCGCAGUAUAACCAACCUUUUAUAAGACAAGCAAGACAUUUUAAAAAUUGAAUCAGCCUAAGUAGCAAUUCUAACCAAGUCAUCCUUUUAUGCAUUAAGAUUUUAGAGGAUUGUUUAACGCUGAUCAUGCAGAGGCAUUGCUUAACUGCAAUGAAUAUGAUCCGGACAAGCAUGCAACUAUAGUUGGAUAAGCUGCAGAUAUUAAAAAAUCAUUUAACACUGUGAGAGAACUUUUUCCUAUGCCCUAAAAUUAAAAGAGCAGCAUUUUAGUUGGAAGUAAUUCUAAAACUCUAACUAUGGCUAAAACAUUUGUAAAUCAAUAUUCAUAAUCUUAAAAUCAGAGAUCAAGGCAGUAAUUCCAGCCAUCAAGGUAGCCCACUCCAUUUUAAUCUGACAUUGAGUAUGUUCCAGUCUAAACUAUCAUAGAUUCUCCAGAUAAAAAUGAUAAGCUGUCGACUGUACAUACUCCAAUGACAAAUAAUAAUGGACCAGUUACAACAUAGUCUGGUAUCAGUCAAGCAGGCUAACAAUAUGAUUCAUAAGCUAGAUUAAUGAAAAAUUCAAGAACUGCAGGCAACAGUAGAUUGGUUAAAAGGCCUUUCACUGCGUAUAGAAAUAUGUCUUACAGAGGAUAAGGCUUAAAUAGUGCAGGUGAACCUGAUUUUAUUGAUCAUUAGCAUAAUGCUUCCUUCACAUCCGCUAACAUAAAAAAUACUUCGAGAUAAAAGUAAAAGCUACAAAAAGAUAUAGAGCAAGCAUAGAUACUCGAUUAAGAGAAAGAUGAAUGCAUGUCUCAAAUGAAUUGGUUUGAAAAGGUCAAUCACCUUGACGUUAAAAGAAAUAAUAGAUAUCCAUAGAUUGCUUAUGAAGAGGCUUUGCAUUUUGAUAAGAGAUUUGCUGAACACCUUGCCAGAAAAAAGGGCAUUACUCCUGAAAAAGAUGGUGGGAUGACAAGCGGUGAGAGACUUCUAAACAAAAAGUCAUCAAAUGCUAGUGGGGCACUUUUAAAUAAGUCAAAUCACUCAAUCAAGCAGGUCGUCACUCCCUCUGGCAUCAGCAGUGAUGAAAGAAUGUGA
Molecule: messenger RNA, 2106 nt
Organism: Stylonychia lemnae
Lineage: Eukaryota; Ciliophora; Spirotrichea; Sporadotrichida; Oxytrichidae
Source: the annotation of a GenBank genome assembly